Molecule: messenger RNA, 1868 nt
Organism: Neohortaea acidophila
Lineage: Eukaryota; Fungi; Ascomycota; Dothideomycetes; Mycosphaerellales; Teratosphaeriaceae
Exons: 1
Coding region: 183-1406 (407 amino acids)
Source: RefSeq, a predicted model, not a curated record
GUGAUCGGAGUAUCGCUUAUUUCCGUUUGCAUUUCGAUUCUGCUUCCACUCAACUUCAUCGGAGCCAAUGAACGUCGUCCGAACAGUGCGGCGCAACACCCCUUCGUUCUCAACAAUCUCAUCGAUCGACAGCGAUUUUCUCGCUUUCACGACCACACGACCCAGCUCCAUCACCUCGGAAAAUGCGACGACACGUUGGGAUGAAAGGGCUUCGCGCUCUACCCUCCGCACUGUAUCCCAAUAUUUCGGAGGACCGAGUCGGUGCAAGUGACUUGUCUAAGAGCUACGCUCCGAGCAUCACCGCCGGCCCAGUCGCUCCACCUCAAAGCUCUUUCAGCCCUCCGCGCGGUCUGCGCAAGCGUCCCCGGCGAGACUACUCUGAAGACAACUAUUACGAACAACUUCACGUUCCAAGCUGGAGUGAGGACUCUUGGACUAGUGGGGAAUGCGAAGACGGUGCCGAUUCCGAAGGCGAAGACGAUCCCGAGGGUCGUGACGAUUCCGAAGGCGGUGAUGAUUUUCAAGUUGAUGACAACAUGGAAGACGAUGACGAGGGCGAAAGUGACAACAACUCCGAAAGGAGUGACGAUUCCGAUGACGUGAUCGACGUGGUCUCACCAGUUCUACUCGCACUUGGGGACCACAACAAGUACUCCAGCUCGUCUGAAAUCCGAGAAACGGAGCACGAUGCCCGAGGUUCCGUGGGCGGUGCAGUGCCGUCAUGCAUGGUCACUCUAUUCGUCAAAGCUCCCAAUACCAAUCGCCAAGCAGCGAGGGACGACAGCUCCGGCUUCAUGGGCAUCAGGAAAGGAGCAGCGCCCCGCCUCGCGACCCUUUCUAUCAAGAUUUCUAGGACUUAUACUGUCCGGUUCGCCGUUACGGAGAACGUUCUCCGUCAGGUUCCAGCGUACGCCCAACAGCUCGACACGGCAAUCGCAGAAAACGAAGUAGAGCAUCGCUUGUAUAUCUCCGACUUGGAAAUCCGCAAAGAAGAGCCUAUGUUCCAGGUCAUCGAAUACCUAACGUAUGGCAUCCUCAAGCCUCUUAAAACGGAAGAUCCAGAUGCCUGUUUCGACAGCCUCCUCGAACUCCUCGAGCUCUAUGAUCUGAGUGCUGCCUUGGACAUCAAGACCCUCGCGUUGGCCGUCGUUCAACAUCUCGACCAGAGCGGGAAACCCGAUCUACCGAAUUUCGUUGCCUUUGCAAUUGAAUGCUUCAGAUACAACUCGGGACAUGCGGUAACCGCGGACUGUCCUAUGUGGUUGUACAUUAAGCGAAUGCUGAGCAAGCAUCUCAACGAAUUGAAGCGCUUCAAACUGACCGAGGACCUCAGAGACGCCGGCGGGAUUCUGAGCAAGCUUCUGAUCGAUGCGCUCCUGGAGUGUGGUCCACAGGAUCAUACAUAGCACAACGCUUGCCCUAUCGCGAGACGACUUUGGGACUGCCCGCGGAGCCGGCCAGCGCAGGCUAGAUCUUUCAUGGGGGCAGCACGCAAAGCCUCUAUCAAUGGACCAUUUUUGAGCAGAGUAAGUAGGUAGAAAUAGCAUAGGAAGAAGAAACUAUCUGUAGAGCAGCCAUGCGGUGCACUUUCAAGACGACUCCCAGGCUGUUCUUCUUGGCCGAGCACAUACAUCCGGAAGGCUUCUUUUGGACCUGCGAUGAACCGCGAAUUGUCAUUCCAGCCGCGAUGCCGAUCGAUCAAUGACCAACGUGUGAGUCAAGAAUCCUCAGUCCACGUGCCAGCAUAGCAUACUCGAGGUUCUUCCGAAAGCCAGCGUGAUCUGUCUCUCGUUCCUCAUCUUUCUCGUCUCGCCCGUAAUUUCCCUCUUCGGCAUCAAAUCAGGCUGGCGCUAGUCCUAAUUCGGUCU